Molecule: messenger RNA, 1967 nt
Organism: Cynoglossus semilaevis (tongue sole)
Lineage: Eukaryota; Metazoa; Chordata; Actinopteri; Pleuronectiformes; Cynoglossidae
Gene: gtf2f1
Product: general transcription factor IIF, polypeptide 1
Exons: 14
Coding region: 152-1753 (533 amino acids)
Biological process (GO): transcription initiation at RNA polymerase II promoter; positive regulation of transcription elongation by RNA polymerase II
Cellular component (GO): nucleus; transcription factor TFIIF complex
Molecular function (GO): TFIIF-class transcription factor complex binding; DNA binding; RNA polymerase II general transcription initiation factor activity
Source: RefSeq, a predicted model, not a curated record
UCCUAACCAAAAGGUGGCAGCAGUGCACCAAACGUGUUUGCCAACAACAAGAGGACAAAGAAAAGGAAAACAGAAACGGAAGAAGAGGACUGAGACAUAAGGUGUUUUAAUAACACGUUCUGUGUGUACAUUCGAACUUGAACGACCAAUCAUGUCCUCACUAGGGAGCAACAAUUCCUCAGCAACAGAAUACACUGUACGAGUCCCAAAAAACACAAAUAAGAAGUACAACAUUAUGGCCUUCAAUGCUGGAGACAAAGUCAACUGUUCAACGUGGACUCAGGCUCGUAUGGAAAGAGACAUGAGUGCUCGUAGGAUAUAUGGAGAGGAAGAGACACCAGAAGGAGCAGCCGGAAGUGAGUUUGGCAAAAAGCAGCGUGAAGAAGCACGACGCAAGAAGUUUGGAAUUGUGACCCGUGAAUUCAAAGUGGAGGACCAGCCUUGGAUUCUUAAGGUCAAUGGUAAAGCUGGUAAGAGGUUUAAAGGUCUAAAGAAGGGCGGUGUCACAGAAAACGCCUCCUACUACAUCUUCACACAAUGUCCCGAUGGAGCAUUUGAAGCUUUUCCUGUCCACGGCUGGUACAACUUCACACCACUGGCAAAGCACCGGACUCUUACAGCAGAGGAGGCUGAGGAGGAGUGGGGCAGGCGGAAUAAAGUUGUGAAUCACUUCAGCAUCAUGCUCCAGAGACGUCUUCGGGAGCAUGAGCGUGGUGGUGGUGAUGAUGAUGAAGACGAGAAUGAAAAAUCUGGGAAAAAGAAAAAAAGGGGGGGCGGCAGGGGAGGAGACUUGCGAAUCCACGACCUAGAGGAUGACCUUGAGAUGAGCAGUGAUGACAGUGACAGCAGUAUGGGAGAGGAUGGUGAGAGUAAAAAGGCCAAGAAAAACACAGGGAAAGAUUCAAAGAAGAAGAAGAAACAAAAGAAAAACGAGAGCGAGGCACUGGAGGACAGUGAUGACGGCGACUAUGAAGGCCUGGAGGUGGAUUACAUGUCAGACGAAAGCAGCUCAGAUGAAGAAAUAGAAAGAGGAAAGCCAAGCAAAGCAGAGGAACACCCUAAAGGAAUCGAUGAGGCAUCUGAAAGUGAGGAAGAGAGCGAGGAGGAAAAACAAAACGAAGAGGAGGCAAAAGAGGAAGAGGAAGAGGAUGAUGGGAAAAAAACACCUGUACAAAUGGAAAAAAAGAAGAAAAAAGACAGCAGCGGAGAAUCUGACAGCUCAGACGACAGCGACAUCGAGGGAGAGACGGCCUCGGCUUUGUUCAUGAAAAAGCGCACUCCUCCUAAACGUGGAGGUGGUCGUGGUUCUGCAGGCAGCUCCAGGACGGGCAGUCGUCCUGGAACACCCUCCAUUGAUUCUGCUGCUACCUCUAAUACAUUACGUGCUGCUGCAAGCAAGUUAGAGCAAGGCAAGAGACAGACUCAGGGACCGGCGACAGACUCACCAGCUGCUAAAAGGCUAAAAAUGGAGCCAAGCAGCCAGAGUCCUGCUCCUUCUGGGAAGAGUACACCUCAACCUUCAUCAGGAAAAUCAACCCCAAGCUCAAGCGAUGUGCAGCUCACAGAAGAAGCAGUCCGACGCUACCUGAUCCGUAAACCAAUGACGACAAAAGAUCUGCUGAAGAAGUUUCAGACGAAGCGCACUGGCCUGAGCAGUGAGCAGACUGUCAACGUGCUGGCACAGAUCCUGAAGAGACUUAAUCCCGAGCGCAAAAAUGUCAACGACAAAAUGCACUUUUAUCUCACAGAGUAACUGAUCAGGGGUGCAACACGACAACUAAUGGCACAUGGUAAUACAAGACAACACAGUGUUUACUUCAGAACAAUGGAAGCAAUUGUCAGUGUUGAGGAAACGACUCACUUUCUGUAAAUGUUUGUAACUUAACAGAAGUGUGUAGAAGAAUUUUCUUAGAUGUUUUUUUUUUCUAAUAAAAUUUGAAGCUGUAAAAAGCGGUUUGACAGGAAAA